AUGGUGAUGUCAUCUCAGGGAGUUGACAAUGUGGGUCAGCCUUCGAGACUAGAACUGCACAAACUGGCUCUUGAGGAGAUUCCGGAUUUCCCAUCACUCUAUCACCAAAACGGUCAGCUGAAUGAAUGCGUGUACUACAUGUCCGAUGCCUGGGCAGUAGCAGCUUAUACCAAACAGCUCGUCGAGGCGGCUCGUUUCCAAGCGGACACUACAGCGUUUGACCGGAUGAAGGCUAGUGUGAUGAAGAGUAACAAGCAUAUUAAGGAGCUCAUUGAGGCGAGAGAUGCGGCUAAGACGAGGAGAAUAGCUCGAGACUUGGACGAUGUUGGUGUAGUUAUGGGCGCGGGCUCUCAGGGUUCCAUGGUAGGUUAUUAA
Messenger RNA from Perkinsus marinus ATCC 50983, 375 nucleotides. RefSeq lists its product as hypothetical. The record is from RefSeq and is a predicted model, not a curated record. The transcript has 3 exons. Bases 1 to 375 code for a protein of 124 amino acids. NCBI's taxonomy places the organism in Eukaryota, Perkinsozoa, Perkinsida, Perkinsidae.